Messenger RNA from Labrus mixtus (cuckoo wrasse), 4325 nucleotides. Its product is annotated as fidgetin. The coding region runs from base 369 to 1559 and encodes 396 amino acids. The record is from RefSeq and is a predicted model, not a curated record. The transcript has 3 exons. NCBI's taxonomy places the organism in Eukaryota, Metazoa, Chordata, Actinopteri, Labriformes, Labridae.
AGGGAGAAGGGAGCUGGAGGGCGAGCGAGGGAGUGUAGGAGAGAAGGAUAGGGUCCCAGAAGAGAGCACACACACACACACACACACACAAGCGCACAUACAGAUUUAUGCUGGCUCCUGAUAUCCUUCCUUUUUUUGGGAUGUGGAUUAUUUUCCAAAUUGAAACUCUCAUCGACUAAAUUCAGGCAUGAUCAGGUGGCAGUGUGCUGUACCAGUAUUGAACUGUGAAAUGAACCAUGGAGGGGUGCAGGAGGCCCGUCACUAGCCGAGCCAGCAGCCCAGGGAGGCCCCGCAGCAUGCAGCUGGGCCCUCACUAGCACCAAGUGGACCUGGUCCUCUCCUCUUCACCUUGGGGCCAGGGCUGCAGAAUGCUCAGUCCUGUCACCCCUUACAGUCUGUUGAAGAUGCACUGGUCUCCGGAGCAUGCUGCCCCCUUAUCUCAGUGGCCUGAGCAGCACCUAGAUGUCACCUCUACCACCUCGCCACCGUCUGCCCAUAAACACGAGCCCUAUUCUACAGCUGGUCGCCGCAGCUUUGCCCCUGGUGGUUAUCCAUGGGCUAGUGAUGACAUAUCAGCCCUAACGGCUUCUUCUCUGCUCAAACGAUAUGCUGAGAAGUACUCAGGCUUGGAGUUGUCCUAUGAUCGCCCUGCUGCAGGGGCUUACUCAGAGCCUGGGACAUUCUUGAAAACUGAAUCUGAGCCAUGGGCUCUGGGUCAGGGCAUGGAGUGUUACCCUGGACUGGAAGCAUUGACUGGCAACAAGGUGGGCACUGCAUCUGUUGGCAUCCCGGCCACAGGAAGUGUUACAGUAGUAAGUAGUAACUUGGCCACUGAGCAGGGCUACAGUGGUGCUGGCUCCUGCAGUACCCCGUCAUCUCAGGAAUACCCUCCUGCCUACAACACUACAUACCUGUCCUCAGGAUACUGCCCUCAGCCAAGUGCAGCACUUCCCCCUGGCCCUCUGCACCCUUUGCAGGCCGCACCCACUUUAGUGCCCAGCUACAGCGCUAGCAGUCCUGUAUACAACUACCCUCCAGGGUGCUACCCACAAGCCACCCUAUCCUCAGGAUACAGCCAUCCCAGUGCCUCUUACCUGCCCCCUGGGAUUAGUGCACCCACGCCUCUGGCCCCAAGGCCUACCAUGGUGGGGGGCAGUUAUAGCUACCCAUCUCACAGUCUUGGAGGAAGCUCUGAAGCUGGGGUGCCACUGAAACGCAAGGCCUUUGAGAUGGCAGAGGAAGGACAGGAGGGAGCAGAGGUGGAGGGAUCACGCUAUAGAAAGUAUAGCAAUGGCCAUGGAAAUAGUCAUAGCAAAGGUCACGGUAACGGGAACAGCAAUGGUUUCGAUAUGAGCAGCCCUGCCACAGAUCCACAGUCCUACAAACCUGGAAAGCCCCUGAUGUCACCCCCUUAUGGUGGGGCGAGGGACUACAGCCCACCGUCUGGCCUAGCAGGAGAGAGUGUGUCAGCGGAGCACAACUUUUCUCAGCAACAGAGAAUGCCUAUGAAGAUACCUGCAUCUCACACACGAUCUGAGGACCCGAGUGGAGGUCACUGACAACCCUGACCAGCAUCCGCGGAAAUUCUCUCACUCUUUUAAACCAAUCAGGGUCUUAUCCAAGACAAACCAAAGGGGAAAAAGAUUUGUCAAUGCAAGGUUUAAUUUUACUUCUGAGCAUCAGAGGCACUAGAGAGCUUUCUUGUGCAUUUUUAACAUGAUCAUUAUUGUUGUUUUUCCAAAGAUUCACGGGAGCAUUAUGCCCUGGAAGGUUAAGGUAAAUCUUAGGGAUGAGGUUAAGGCAUUCUGUACAGAGACAGUGUUAAAAAUGUCAAAAUGGAUGAAUGCCAAUCUCAGGAUCCUAUUUAUUUCCUUCUGGCUACUUUGGCAGACGCACUGCAACAUACUGUAGCUGGUUUGGAGGUUGGUGUAAUUACUUGUAGCCAAUGUGUGUGUUAAAGGCCCUUGACUGCAAUAUGCAUAUCUACAAAAAUCAUUACUGACCAAAAAGUAAGUAGAGCAAUAACUGACAUUGUGCGACUGCCACUCCUCCAGAACAAUCACUGCUACUUUUCACAGCUGAUUCCUAGGCUUCGUGCAAUACUUGGCCUUUGGGAAUGAUACAUUUCCUGCUUAUCCAACAUUUUCCCUCUGCCUUAACUCUGUGCUUUAUAUUCAUUUUCCUUUACCCCCCCUUGUUUCAUGUUCUCUAUCCAAUUCUAUCACGGUUUUUGCUUUUUUUUUUAUGGAUGAACAACCUUUUCGUCCAGUUUACACAUACUAAGCUGCUAAUCAAGUAACAUUUUUACACAGCAUCUUUGAAGCAACCCUUUAAAGUGUUUUGACAAAUGUUGUUUACAUAGGCUUCUGCUAUACUCCACACACAAGCAGGUAUCUUUUCUGAAGAAUCUGCAAUAGUGUUGCUGGUCAAGCCUUUGUCUUGUCUUUUCUAAUCAACGUAUUACAAGAAAUAGUGACUACACAAGUCUACAAAACAACCAAAAAGAAAGUUAAAAGCUUUACUCUUCAUACUGAUAAUACUCACUCAGAGCAAACAAUAGGGUUGGCAAGAUUGUUGCUUCUGUUGGAUGCACAAACCAGACUGAGAAGCAAGCAGGUUGCAGUGGAGGAUUAAGUUUUAUGAAGAUAUGCUUGCUUGUCUGAUAGGUUUUACUUGUUUUUUUCUUGUUUUUUAUGCAUUCAAUUUUCAUUUGCCUCUAAAAGUGAGAUAAAUAGUUAUAGUGUUAUUGAAUACUCAGGAAGAAUAUCGUUACCUCAGAAUGAUAAAAAGAAUGUAUGUUAUUACCUUAGGGUGUUUUUAGGGAGCUUUAUGGAGCAAGAUAAAUAUGGAGCCAUGGCUUUAUUAAGAGCAAGACACACUCUGAACGCUUCAGGGAAACAAAGAACUUAAAAGGCCUUCAAUACAAACAAAAGACAUACAUAAACAUGUACACAUGCAAGCAACCACACACGCACACACAUAAGAACACAUAUACACACACACACACACACACACACACACACACACACACACACACACACACACUGCUUCUUCGCUCUGGGGACUUAAACUUGAGGUUUUUGUACUAAGGCCUGAAAUGUUGAAUGUAAUUCAGAUAUUUUUUUUAAAAGGACAAUACAUGCCAUAAUGUACAUCAAUGAUGUUUUAGAUAUAUGAAACCUAUUUUCUUCAUGUAUAGAUGUAAUUCACUUAUAGGUUUCGGUGAAGAAUGAAUGACAUGUUAAGUGUUAGAGUAGUUAGUGGGGAAACGGUUUUGUGGACAAACUGUCAAACAAAGCACUCCUGAUAUACAACUUUUGAUGUGACAUAUCAAAAUAUACACAAACUGCAGUUUUUGCUCUGUUCUAAGUUUGUUUAGUAAAUGUCUUAAUAGUCCAACUUCCAUCUUUCGUAUCAGUAUUUUGAAUCCUCCUGACCCAGUGGCACCAGUCUAUAAUGUUGAAAUGAACUCCAACAUGUAUUGGCAUCAUGAAAGAGGAAGAAGUUCAAACAAGUAUGUGCACUGUCAGAAAACAUGAAGAGUUACAACUCUAAACCUUCUACUGAGUUGUAACUUUGAGUGACUUAUAUGCCAUCCCUUCUUAGUUUUGCCAUACUGACGCAUUUCAGCAAAUUAUCCCUUUGGGGAAUUAAACAAAUAAUAAUAAUAAAACUUGCCUAAAAACUUGCCCAGGGAGCACGUCCCCUUUAGUAGUCAGAUUUAGACUGAAAUGCAGCUUCAGAUUUCUGAAAUUCUAUGAUUAACAAUUUUAUUGAUGCCUCCUUAUAAAUAAAUAUAAGCACAUUCAUAUAAUUAAACGUACUCAGAAUGUUGUUGAGUAUGGAAAAAAACACCUUGAUGCUGAAGAGCACAUACAGAUAAUGAGUAGGAGUUAAUACAAUAAGAAUGUAUUCUUACCCCCAGACUUUUUAAGUAUGUAAGCGCUUAUCUACAACAAUUGAAUGCUCUUCAGCGUGCACAAAGAAUGCGCUCUACUUUAAACAGAUGUACUGCAAGAAAGGAAAGUGUUUGCUUUUUCUUGGUGUUACUCCGAUUCAUUAAAUUAGGUGGAGUUGAAGAUGUCCAACACAUGGAAAAUGGCAUGUCAGUGUUAUUUCUGUACUUCAGUUGUACUUUUCUCGUUUCUUGUACAUUCUCUGUAACCAUUUCUACCUCAUUUUGACAUCGUACAUGGAAAUAUUUAUUUCAUGUCAUUUUACAUGCUGGUUUAAGGAGCAAUGUUUCUAAUUCUUGACCUGUAAUAGUCUACCUCACUAAAGGGUUGUUGUGUCAUGGAAAUGAAGAUAUCACACCAAAAACAAAA